Entamoeba invadens IP1 is the source of this 814-nucleotide messenger RNA. RefSeq names its product heat shock 70 kDa protein, putative. The annotation marks the transcript as partial. The transcript is spliced from 2 exons. Lineage: Eukaryota; Evosea; Mastigamoebida; Endamoebidae. The record is from RefSeq and is a predicted model, not a curated record. Gene Ontology annotation, cellular component: cytoplasm. Gene Ontology annotation, molecular function: ATP-dependent protein folding chaperone; ATP hydrolysis activity; heat shock protein binding. Gene Ontology annotation, biological process: cellular response to unfolded protein; protein refolding.
ACACGAAAGGAAAGUUGAGGAGGUUGUUUUAGUUGGUGGAUCUACGAAAAUCCCCAAAAUCGAGACGAUGGUCCAGCAAUAUUUUGGGAGAAAACCAUGCAAAGACGUCGAUCCAGACAAAGCAGUUGCAACAGGAGCAGCACUUCACGCUGCUUCUUUGAAUGGCCAAGCAACUGAAAUCGGCAAGUUGGUAGAUGUUACGGCGAAAUCGCUUGGAAUUGAAAUUUGCGAAACAAAUAUGGAAGUAGUCAUUGGCAAAUUCAAAAGCAUUCCAUGCAAAGAGUCAAAAACAUUUGUGACAGACCAAGACAAUCAGGACUUUGCUCGUUUUUGUGUGUUCGAAGGAGAAAGCGAAAAGACAGAGAACAAUGAAUAUCUUGAUGGGUUCACCAUAUCUGGUCUGCCCAAACUUAAAAAAGGAAAAGUGAAAUUCAGAGUAACUUUUACUGUUGAUGUCAAUGCUCUUCUUACUGUCUCCGCUGUUGUAGUCGAGCCAAAAGCACUCAGUGAUCUUCAAGGCCAUUGCAAUGUCCAAACACAACGAGAGAGAAUGUCCGAGGAAACAAUCUUAAUGAGGAGAGCGAUGAUUGACAAAAUGGACAAAAUAGACGACGAAAACUUAAAGAAAAGUGUUGCCGAACAGCAAUAUAAAAAGCUUGUCAGGUCGUAUCAAGAAAAGACAAAAAAUGACUCAAAGGCGUGCGAGGUUUCAAAAAAACUUACCACUUGGUGGAACGAGUCCUUUUCAAGUUCCGACUCGGAGUCGUUGAUGGCUAAGUUACACGACUUUGAAGGUCAGUUGAAUAGUAUAUAA